UUCUCCUCACCCAUACAUAUGCAUGUUCUACAAUAGAACCUCUUAAAUCUCUUGGGUUAACCUGCAUUUAAUGUUCGCACUAUAAAUAUUACCACCAUCACUACUAUAACUCCAACACUUUCCAACACCACCCCUUCCUAUCUUGUAUCGUUUGGCUCCUGUCUCUUAAUAUGUCGAUCUCGUAUUGUUUUCUUGUUUUCCUUCUGUGCCUUUCUUUGCAUGCAUGCAAUGCUCGGCGUCUUGGUGACACUCUUGAAAAGAAACUUCACACUACUAAUAAGAAUGAUGAGAAGAAGGGUCUGGACACUGUACCAGUUGUACCGAAGGCAGAUUCAUUGUUGACAACAAGAGGAGACAGAAUCGAAGACCAUGGUUCGGGUGAGAAAAGUCAGAAGUCCAAAGACACAAGAGAUGCCGAGUCGAAGAUAUCAAAUGAUGGAACAGGAAAAACAUCAGGUGCUGCUAAAACUGAGUCUCUAGGUUCCGUUUCUUGGCGUGUGCCUCACGGUAAACGUCCCGAAAAAAACCCUGGUUUUAACUCGGACUACUCACCUCCAAAGACACAUCCUCCUUCUCAUAAUUAA
Molecule: messenger RNA, 584 nt
Organism: Pistacia vera
Lineage: Eukaryota; Viridiplantae; Streptophyta; Magnoliopsida; Sapindales; Anacardiaceae
Exons: 2
Coding region: 171-584 (137 amino acids)
Source: RefSeq, a predicted model, not a curated record